UCAUGGAUUAAUCAAGAGUUUUUCGCAACUGUUCUAAAAAAAUAUGAAAAUAAUGAAGAUAUUAAUAUAAAUAACCUUGAUAUUAGCCCGGCUAGCAAGAAGGGCGAUCAUUAUGCCAGUAUUAUGUUUAGAUGUCAACUCAGCUAUAGUAUUGCUAAUUGUUCAGAAUCUAAACAAAGGUCAUUGGUUUUAAAAACAUUGCCCGAUUCGGGUACAAAAGCAGAUUUCUUGCAGCAAUCAAAAGUAUUUGAAACUGAGAUCAGUAUGUAUACAGAGUCAUUACCGAAAAUUGAGAAAAUUUUAGCGGAAUGUGGAGAACCCACAAAAUUGGCGGCAGAAAUCAUUUACCAUUCCCUACAGCCACGCAAAGUAAUAAUAUUCGAAGAUCUCUGUGAGAUCGGUUACGAUACAUUGCGUACACGUUAUCUUACCGAAAAAGAACUGCGCAUGAUCUUUCGUAAAGUAGCUAAAUUGCAUGCUGUCACUUUUAUGUUGGGCCAAAGUGAGACGGAUCAUACCUAUGUUACCAAAUACGAUGAGGGUAUAUUUUGUAAUUCGGCAAUCAUGGAAAUGGAUUUAAUAUCGGGUGGUAUAUUUAAAUUUAUCGAAAUGCUGGCACAACACGACAAACUCAAAGUGUAUUUGGAGAAAGUAAAGGCCAUGCAACCGGAAAUGAAUGAAAGAUGUAAAGCUCUCUAUAAUGCCUAUAAAUUGAAUUCGAACCAAAAAGAGAUCUUUGUCUUAAAUCAUGGUGAUUUUCAUAUGAAAAAUCUUAUGUUUAAAUUUAACAGCGAACAGCAAGCGGAUGAUUUGAUAAUGGUCGAUUAUCAAAUUUGUUGUUAUGCCCCUGUGACAAUUGAUUUGAUUUAUUCGCAAUAUAUGAUGAUGUGUCCGGAAUAUCGUUUGCGCAGAAAUGAAUUUAUGCAAUAUUAUUUUGGAGAAUUUAUACGAGUGCUUAAGAAAAUUAAUUACGAAGGUGAAUUGCCAAAGUAUUCGGAUUUUCAAAUUGCCAAUCUUCGUUAUAGACAUUUUGCUUUAUUUUUACUGUCGACUUUUUUGCCUUUAAAUCAUGUCGUGCAAUCUGCCACUGAGGAUGAAUUAAAAGAAAUGAAUAUUUCGGAAUAUAUUGAAAAUACUGAUACGAUUGCUUCCACCUAUGAUCAUCCGGGUUAUAUUAAGGAAUUACAUCAACUUUUACCUAGUUUAUUGAUUGAAGGUUAUUUAGAUUGAAAUUUUUUUUAAUUCGAAAUGCAAUUAAUGUUGUAAAAAUUUCAAUAAAUAGUAAA
This is a messenger RNA of Lucilia cuprina (Australian sheep blowfly), 1286 nucleotides long. RefSeq lists its product as uncharacterized. The transcript is spliced from 4 exons. Bases 124 to 1230 code for a protein of 368 amino acids. Lineage: Eukaryota; Metazoa; Arthropoda; Insecta; Diptera; Calliphoridae. The record is from RefSeq and is a predicted model, not a curated record.